Messenger RNA from Aplysia californica (California sea hare), 1745 nucleotides. Its product is annotated as GATA zinc finger domain-containing protein 1. Gene Ontology annotation, molecular function: zinc ion binding; sequence-specific DNA binding. Lineage: Eukaryota; Metazoa; Mollusca; Gastropoda; Aplysiida; Aplysiidae. Gene Ontology annotation, biological process: chromatin organization; regulation of DNA-templated transcription. Bases 238 to 1125 code for a protein of 295 amino acids. The record is from RefSeq and is a predicted model, not a curated record. Gene Ontology annotation, cellular component: nucleus. The transcript is spliced from 4 exons.
CCCUUGCGUGAUGUCCUGAUUUCUUAGAGGCCAGCUACUGCUAGAUAGGCCUCUUGUAGUCAGUCAUCCAAGCUUAGAAGGGCCUAGGCCAAGGCAGAGCAGUAAGUUUGAGAUCGUUCCACAGCCGUAGGUUUUCUUGUACAUGUUUUGUUUCCAGAAUGGUUUCUACAGAACAACUUCUCUCGUAACAGUUAUAGAGUCCCUUGUCGUAUUUGGGUUGUAUUCAGUUCUGCCCAGAUGCCGUUUGGUGUGAAGCCAGUGUGUACUUCUUGUAAAAUUACAUCUUCUCCGAUAUGGAGAAAAGGUUCGCAAGGAGAAGUUCUUUGCAACUCGUGUGGUUUAAAACAGUUGAAUGGCGUGAACCUUAAUGCAGCAGCAGCAAAGGACAUUGGUGCUGGUGGGAAUGGGAAUGGAGGCCAUAAAAAUGGACUUCCUGCAUCAGGUGCUGGUGGAAAUGGAGGACCCGUUCUUAGGAAAAGCACAAGAAUCAAACCAGCUAAAAAGACCAUCCAGCCUUCAAACAAGAGCCUUUCAACUAAAGGAAAAGGGAGAAGAAUAAUCUUCAAGAAAAAUGCCCCGUUGAAGGCACCAGCUGCAGUUGCCACAGUCGUUACUGGUGAAAGCGUAUUCCACAAGGACCAGUACUACCAAGUAGGGGAUGUGGUGUCCCUGGUGGACCAUGACGGUGGAGUCUUUUAUGCUCAACUUCGUGGCUUCCUCUCGGACCAAUACAACGAGAAGAGUGCUGUCAUUACCUGGCUGCUCCCUACUGUGAGAUCACCUCCAAACAGAUUUGACCCCAACACUUACAUUCUAGGUCCGGAAGAAGAUCUGCCCAGGAAGAUGGAGUACAUGGAGUUUGUCUGCCACGCCCCUUCCGACUACUUCAAGGCACGUGACGCACCCUACAAAACCGUAAACCCGGAGCCCAAACUGUGCUAUAUCUGGACCUCUAUAGGGCCUGAAGUUCAAGUGACGCCCUCUAUUGACGAAAUCUUUGGCAUCAGGGACAGUUCCAGCACAGGCCAGGACAGUGGUGGUAGUAUGUUACGCAGCAGGACAGAGCGAGGCAGAGAGGGUUCGAGUCUCAGAGACAGGCAGGAGAGAGAGUCCAGUGUUAGGUGACAAAGGACGGAGGCACAUUGCAAGAUUUUGUUUAUGUUGAAGUAAAUGGGGACAUUUUUACCGCAGAUAUUGAAAUGUGUGAGUGAUGGUUGUGUGUGUGUGUGUGUGUGUGUGUGUGUGUGUGUGUGUGUGUGUGUGUGUAUGUGUGUGUGUGUGUGAAUAGUCUUAAAUCUUGUAUUAUAGAAUGGUGGUGUUUUAUGAUGAAUGGAUGGAGUGUGUGUGUUUUAAGGGUAGUUGAAUUUAUUUUUACUUGUUUUUUUUCCAAGAUGAAAGUAUAGGCUAUUUGGAAGCGUGGUUGAUCUUUGUGAAUGGAUACUAAAGAACAGCAAAGCUUUUAGUGAUCAAAAUGUUUUAUAUGAUCUUUUCCUGGUGUUCAUCUUGCUUUUGACGACAUUUUGAUUUUGAGAGAAAAAAAAUUUUCACUGCUGUCAAGAAAAGAAGGAACGUUACAGUAUUUCUUUGAUCUUGGUAUCAGUCUUUGAAGAAGAAAAUAAUUACAGCUUUUUGUCAGAAAACUUUGGGAAAUAUAACUUGAGGACACAAACAUUAUAAGUGUAUUAGUAAUGUGAAGGGCCCUGAAUUGUCCAACUUUGUAAAAAUAAAAAUCUGAAUUUUGAGUG